This is a messenger RNA of Penicillium argentinense, 1638 nucleotides long. Its product is annotated as nucleobase cation symporter-1 family protein. Lineage: Eukaryota; Fungi; Ascomycota; Eurotiomycetes; Eurotiales; Aspergillaceae. Gene Ontology annotation, cellular component: plasma membrane. Gene Ontology annotation, biological process: nucleobase transport; transmembrane transport. The record is from RefSeq and is a predicted model, not a curated record. The transcript is spliced from 7 exons. Gene Ontology annotation, molecular function: nucleobase transmembrane transporter activity. Bases 1 to 1638 code for a protein of 545 amino acids.
AUGAAUUUCCUGCUAAAGAAACUCCAGGUCGAAGUUGAGGGUGGCGUCGUGCCGGAUCGCUGGAUCAACAAUGACAUCAAGCCUAUCGAAGCAGGCAGGCGGACGUGGGGACUUUGGACAUUUCAUAAUUUUUGGGUCCUGAUCAACUCUAACAUCUCAACAUACAUGACCGGCAGCUCGCUAAUCGCACUCGGACUGACCUGGUGGCAAGCCAUCAUCGCCAUCGUUGUCGGACAAUUAAUCGCCACGGCACUGGUGGUGCUGAACUCGCUCCCGGGUGCAUACUACCACUUGGGCUUCCCAGUCGUAAACCGCUACGUCUGGGGCAUGCGCGGCAGCGCCUUUGUAAUCUGGAACCGAAUCCUUCUAUCCGUUGUGUGGUACGGCUUUCAAGCCUGGAUAGGCGGCGAAUGCAUCUACGUCUGCCUGCAGGCAAUCUGGCCCGACAUCUCCAACCGGAUCCCAAACACCCUCUCCCCCUCAACAGGAACAACAAGCGCCGCCUUCGUAUCCUACGUCCUCUUCAUGCUGAUCUCGCUACCGGUAAUCUACGUUCGCCCGCACAAGCUGAAAUACCUCUUCUACGGCAGCGCGGCGACAAUUUUGGUCUUUGAGGUUGUGCUUCUUAUCUGGUCACUGGCAACCAUGGGUCCAGAGGGGUUCGGUUCGACCAUCUCCAUUUCCCAUGUUAAUACGUCGGGCUGGAACAUUGCCUUCGGAAUAAUCAGCACAAUCGGCUCCAUCGCCGCGGGAAUUUUAAAUCAGAAUGACUAUGCGCGGUUCGCGCGGAGACCUUCAGACGCCGUCUGGGGACAGCUGCUUAGUUUCCCAUUCUACGCGAUUGUCUGCUCGGUAAUCGGGAUUCUGGUAACGGCCGCGACGCAGGUACGAUUUGGCGGGGCGCAGUGGAAUUUACCUACACUGCUAAGCGCGGUUAUUGAGCAUGGGGGCUCGAGGUCCCGUGCUGCUGCGUUCUUUGGAGGGGCGGCCCUCGUUGUUUCGCAGAUUGGGGUUAAUGUUCCUGGGAAUGCGUUGGCGGGGGGCUUCGAUAUGGCAGCCACAUUCCCGCAGUACAUCAACAUCCGCCGAGGCGCCUAUUUAACCGCGCUGAUAUCUGUUGCAUGUAAUCCGUGGAAACUGGUGAAUACGGCGACCACGUUCCUUGCUGUGUUGAGCAGUUACUCUGUCUUCCUGGGCCCGAUGACGGGGUUGAUGAUUUCAUCGUAUUUUGUUAUUCAUCGCCGCAGGAUCAAGGUUGAUGAUUUGUUUGUUGGGAAUAAAGAUAGCAUCUAUUGGUAUGCGUGGGGUGUGAACUGGCGGGCUAUUGUUGCAUGGACGUGCGGGACUGUCCCCUCUCUCCCCGGAUUCGUCUCGUAUGUAAGUCCUGGUAUCUCGGUUCCAACCGGAUUUAUGCAUCUAUACUACAUCUGUUUCCUCUCGGGGCUGGCGAUUAGCGCGGCGGUCUAUUGCGCCUUGCAUUAUGUUUUCCCUAUACGUUCCGUCCAGCAGUUUGUGGCGAUGGCGCCUCCUGCUGGGGUUUUGAUGCGGGAGUAUCGGGAGCGAUGGGAUGGGGAGGAGGUCGAGAAUGUCGAGGAUGUUUUAACCGCGUACAAAGCACGGCAUCGAUCUAUGCAGUGA